AUGAGUCGGUGUUGUGGGCUUUUCUGCAGCGACGACGAGCUUCAAUGGCACUUAGCGCUCAAGACACACAACUAUGGAGACUUCUCAUUCGCUAUUUCUCAGGCAAACUCUCAGUUCGAGGAUCAGGGUCAGGUUUUCAAUACUCCUUACGCGACCUUCAUUGGCGUUUACGACGGUCAUGGCGGCCCCGAUGCCUCACGAUUCCUCAACUCCCGGAUGUUCUCUAAUCUCCACAGGUUUGUUACGGAGGAUGGAGGGGUGUCAAUCGAAGUGAUAAAGAAGGCCUUCCGUGCCUCUGAGGAGGAGUUCUUGCAAAUGGUGGGGCGUUCUUGGCAGUCUUGUCCGCAUUUUGUUUCGGUUGGGUCGUGUUGCCUCGUUGGAGUGAUAGUGGAGGAUAUGCUUUAUUUGGGGAAUUUAGGAGAUUCCAGGGCGGUGCUCGGCCGUAACAGAAUACCUGGGGAAAAUGAGGUGGUGGCGGAGAGAUUAACUUCUGAUCACAAUGUGAUGGACGAGGAAGUCAGGAAUGAGGUGAUCAACCAACACCCAGAUGACUCCCGUAUACUAGUUCAUAUAAGAGGAGCGUGGCGGAUUAAGGGGAUCAUCCAGGUAUCACGAACCAUUGGGGACUACUACCUGAAAAACCCUGAAUUCAGCAGAAGCCCACUGUACCAACAGCUCUUCCCUUCCGCCACCCCAUUCAACCGGCCUGUUAUCACAUCCGAGCCAUCUGUUGGGAGGCGCAGGCUGAGACCUCAUGACUUGUUCGUGAUAUUCGCUUCAGAUGGCCUUUGGGAACAACUAAGUGAUGAAGCUGCCGUUAAGAUGGUCACUAGGAAUCCAAGAGCAGGAAUUGCGAAGAGGUUGGUCAGAGCAGCGCUUAAUGAGGCCGCAAAGAAGCGCAAUAUGAGUUACGGUAGCCUGAAAGGAACACCCAAAGGAGAAAGGCGUCAAAUUCAUGACGACAUCACAGUUAUUGUGAUAUAUCUUGAUCAUCAUUUUACUGGUGAGAAUUUCCAUUGCACCAACGCUCCUGUGGAUAUGUUCUCUCAUGAACCACAGGAUUAUGGCGAUGGCUUUUUUCCCUGAGUUGUGAAGAAUUGAAGAUUGUAGAGCAGCGAUGA
Messenger RNA from Dendrobium catenatum, 1121 nucleotides. RefSeq names its product probable protein phosphatase 2C 78. Bases 1 to 1086 code for a protein of 361 amino acids. Gene Ontology annotation, molecular function: cation binding; protein serine/threonine phosphatase activity. NCBI's taxonomy places the organism in Eukaryota, Viridiplantae, Streptophyta, Magnoliopsida, Asparagales, Orchidaceae. The transcript has 4 exons. Gene Ontology annotation, biological process: protein dephosphorylation. The record is from RefSeq and is a predicted model, not a curated record.